Molecule: messenger RNA, 1173 nt
Organism: Trypanosoma brucei brucei TREU927
Lineage: Eukaryota; Euglenozoa; Kinetoplastea; Trypanosomatida; Trypanosomatidae
Exons: 1
Coding region: 1-1173 (390 amino acids)
Source: RefSeq, a predicted model, not a curated record
AUGGUGGUUACUUUGGUGGAACCAACGAAAUGGGCUAAUUUAAUAGAGGAAUACCCAGACACUCUUUAUUCUUCCGAAUCGGCAAAGAAUGUUGAAAAUGUACUCUCGAAAACGUCUACGAGGAGGCACCAAAAAGUGCUGUUCAACGCCGCCAAACCCUUUAUGCCAAAAAUGAUACACGAUUGCAUUGGUACUUCGAUUCUGAACUCUCUUGUUAAGUAUGGUACUGUUACUACCGUCGACGGCGUUUGCAAAAUAGUUUUCGAGUCUUGUGAAAAAAUUCUGAGAUGCCGAUGCAGCCCUGAAAAUCAACGAAUUGAAUCGUUGGGUUCGCUUUUGGAACGCAUUGUUUACCGCUACGACUGUUUGGGUAAUUACCGGCAAAACAUCAUCGAAGUACUGAAGUCUCUAAGGCCCUCACAGCUUAUGGGCACCCCUGUGCUCUUGUUGGCUGCCGCGCGACUGUUAAUUCAAAAUAGGGAUUUUGCAUCUUUGGUUCUGACAAAUAGUGAGGCUCGAACGGAGUUUUUUUCAGCCUCCUUAGUAAGAACGAAUAGGGGCGUCGUAUCUGCUUUCUGCAAAAUUCUUUUAUCAGAAGAUGCUUUAAAGGACGGUGAAAUGACUGGUCUUUGUUCGGCGUUUAUUUUCGAUUCCUUUUCCGGAUUGUAUGAACCAAAAGCCACGCUGCGACCGAUGAAAGACAUAACACUACUACUGGCUAGCUGCGGUUCCAUUGAUGGGGUCCGAAAUCUCGGGAAAAGUCUGGCGCGUUGGCCGGAUAUUCACGGUAGGGCAAAGGGUGAUGAUUAUGCCAAAAUUGUGGCUCAUAUUUUAUCCCGCCUACCUGAUACCGACAGCGGAUUGCCGCUUGUUAAGGCAGUUCUUCACUCUGAAGAGGAUAUAAAUGAUCGACUUCGUUGUCGCAAAUCAUCUCAUUUGCAUCUUCUCGCUUCAAUUGCUGAAAAGCAGUCGUACGUUCAAGUUCUCUCAGAGGCAUUGGGUACUUCUGUGGAAAAGAAGCUUGCGAGUGCUGUUGUGCAGUACCGAAGAGUGACGAAACCACGAGUGGUUUCGACAAAAGAGUUGCUUUCCCGAAAGCUUGCCGAUAUGCGGAAAGGCUCCGGGGAGAAUGACAGCGCGCGUAACGUUUCCAAGAGAUUCCGUGAAUGGUAA